AUGAAGUUCUCCACCGCGGCGACUCUGGGCUUUUUGGGCUGUGCCCUCGCCUUGCCCGCACCUGUUGACCAGGAAGCCGACCUGCCCUUCCCUCUUCCAUCUGGCCUCUCUGGUGGUCUCCCAUUCUCUCUUCCUUCGGGUCUACCUACCGGUUUCCCAACCGGCCUGCCGUUCCCUAUACCGUCUGGCAUGCCCACUGGUUUUCCCUUCCCUAUUCCAUCGGGUCUACCUACCGGCUUUCCAAGCGGUCUGCCAUUCCCGAUUCCAUCCGGUUUGCCCGGCUUCCCCGGACUGGGUGGUAUCGGAGGCUUCGAAAAGCGCGAGGAAGCUCAUCACCCCAAGCCAUCCGGUGGCUUCCCCGAAUGGCCACAGCCGUCAGGCUCUCCUCCUUUCUUCCCUCCCGUGCCUAGCGGCGGCAUUCCCACCCCUACCGGUGGUUUCCCCGCUCCUACCGGCGGUUUCCGGGCUUCCCAGGCUUCCCUCCUACUCCCAGCGUAA
Molecule: messenger RNA, 498 nt
Organism: Aspergillus thermomutatus
Lineage: Eukaryota; Fungi; Ascomycota; Eurotiomycetes; Eurotiales; Aspergillaceae
Product: extracellular proline-rich protein
Exons: 1
Coding region: 1-498 (165 amino acids)
Source: RefSeq, a predicted model, not a curated record